AUGUCGCCAGGGGGUUCGACAAAAGGACCCAGGUUCAUGUGUCUCGAGCAAGCGCAGCGUAUUCAGAAGGUUGAGUAUCGACCGCUUCCCAAGUAUACUGGUCCCCAGUAUCCGACCAUCAUGGGGGUGAUGCCCAAUCGACCAAAGCCGAAGCCGAAGCCGAUCGAGGUGAAGAAGCGUGAGAAUAAGCGGACGAGGGCUUUGAAGACGCUGAGGAAUCCUGAUCGGAUGUUCUUAAAGUGGAAGGGUACGAACAGUUAUGCGCGGAUGAGGAUGUUUAGAAGGUUGAAUGGAUGUUUGAAGGCUCUUCAAUCGAAUGGAGCCAACCCGACGGGCACGAUGCUUGCGGAUAUACCAGAGCAAACGCCGUUGGAGAUUGAAUACAAACCGAUGUAUCGCUUGAAAGAGAUCAGGAGGGCGUCGAUGCUACUUGCUCGUCCUAAACCUAAGAGACCAGUGUCAGAAUUGUCAAUCGCAAGUAAGGUCGACAGUGUCUUAUCGACAAACCGACAACGCUACUCCGACGACUCGAUAUACAGUCGACCCAUGAGUACAGCUCAGCCCUCUCCUGCAUUUUUCACAGAAAACAACUCUGAUAAAAGCUCAGAGAAUGUUUCUUUGCGUGCUUCUUUGGUGCCAUACAGAGAAUGGUGGGCUUUCUUGCAGUCAGCUCCCAACCCUUUCAGAGAGGAAGAGCCAAACGAUGAAUGCACUGGUUGUGACGGCCCAGCAACCUGCAUUCACCAACAUGCUCACAACUCCCACAGAGGCUCCUCUUUAUUUUCUUCCGCCCACAGAAAUUCUCUUCAUUCUUCUCGCGUCUUCGAGAUCACAGAAGACAACAACGACGCGACUCCGCCUUCGUCAACGCCUUCGCCAACGCGCACAAAUAUUGCAAUUACCCCGUCUCGCUACACGUUCGCGCAGGAUAUGGCUGAGAAGUCGAAGUCGUCUUCGCAAAAUCCUUUGCCAGAUUCUACGCGCUCCAAGGGUCUUGGGGUGGAGAAGGCUGAAAGCAUUUCAGAAUCAAAGAACAAAGAAACAGACAUUCACCACAGCGACAAACGUGACUCGCGAGCUCAGCAAGAACAGAGAUUGACAAUGGAUGCCUCAAGAAUGAAAAAACCUCAGUCACUGUCGAGCCCUAAGGGCAUUAGCACGGCCAAUGACAAAAAUACACCUGAUAACACAAAGGUUCAAAUCGCACGCAAAUCCACCGGUGGAACUGGUCCUCGUGGGCCCCGAACUCCUGCCCCAAAGACGUACCCUGGCCUGGCCAAAGGAACACGCCCCACGCCCAGCGCCAUUCCAGUUUCCGUCCGCAGGCUGAGCACCGAGGCUGCUGAUAUCAUACAGCGCUCUCCAAACGAGGGUUUUGCUGGUGGUAUUCGUGUUCUAGAUAGACCUUCUGGUCUGCGUUCCCACCCCACUGGAGAGCCAACCAACCCGUCCGUUCCAGAGCCGAUUCCAGAGACCAGGAAGGUGUCAGAUAACUCAAUUUCUUCGUCUUCCAUUGGUGAUUGGGGUAUAGAAGAUGGCGAGGAGGAACUGCAGAAGCCGCCCACUGUCUUCACUGGUGAAUACCGUGCUCGUCCAUCUGAGAGAAUGGGGCAGUAUCGUUACGGACCUACGUUGAAGAUUGCUGGAUCAGCGGACAACGUCAUUAUGGGAACAAUCAACGAUGGCUCCAAGCCGUCUCUCGCUACUCGGCAGUUAUCAAUGAUGCGUGUGAAGUACAUUGAAACAUCUAAGUCAGGCUCGUCCCAAGAGAACGACGAAAAGCCCAAGAGUCAGGUUGACCAGGUCGAAGACCAACACAACCCUGACCAGUCACCGGCCAGGAACUUCUGUCGCCCGCAGAUGUCUCUCGAGAACCUACCAAAGAGGGACAUCAGCAAUCGCGAGCUGUCGGUGGCGCGCAAACCUCUGAACCAGUCUGGUCUCUCCAACCUUUUCGUCGCAAGCGCUGAUAAAUUACACGCUGAGAGUACUCCGCCUGUUCCAAAGGUAUUUGUUUCUGGAGAUAGCGUGCACACGUCUUCGCCUUUUUCUGAGAAGAAGAACGCAAACGCGACGCCGACACACACUCCUCAUCAACGUAGUGCUUCCCAUGUAUCGACUCCCGCUACGACUCCUGAACAAAUGCUCAAGAAUAUGCCUUUGCGAUCUCAUCCGCCGCCGCGUACCUCGUCGCUGCAGGCCGUAGCAGAUUUCCCUAUGCACUCAGAGUCGGACACUAACCCGAAAACUCCCGGCGAGGUGUCGGACAAGGAGAAUAUUACUCCGCAAUUGAAGCAAGACGCCACCGUCGUGAACAUUUCUGAGGUCAAGGUUCCUCAAGACCAGACGCGCUCAGUUGAAACGCCCCGUAUCCCCGAUUCUAAGGGCACUAGGAUGCUUGAUAGCUUCCGCAACAUCUUCAAGCACAAGAGUGGCUCGGAGAAGGGACGCAUCAAAAAGGAGGAGCCGGGCCAAGUCCCGCGUCUUACUAAAGACAACUCUAUUAUCAGCAUGAAAUCUGUCAAGAAUGUCGACGAAAAGGCCGAUUCGGUUAAAAUACCCAAAUUGUCCGACGGCAUUGGUUGGAACAAAGUUACCCGCAACCCUAAGAACUCGGGAGAAUACUCUCCUGCGCUCGUGCCAACCCCGAGUUCUACGAUCUCGACCUCCGCCUCCAUCCCUAGUCCAUUGAGCCGCAAUGCCUCUGACGGCCGCACUCCGUCUUUUGCGAGGCCGACGCAGUCCACUCGUACAAAAGCUAAUACACCGGGUGCCAAGCCCCAGGUGUCUGUUGGUCAGGACGGUCGUCCUCGCAGGGUCAUUCAGGGUGUGGCGGCUUCUACUGGCAGUCCGCAACGUCUUACCCGCACCGGUACUAAGCGUCCGAGCCUUUCAUCGACCGCUAACAGACCUGCCGCUAACCAGCCACGCUCGACCAUCUCGGUUCAUAACCAGGAGAACACCCCGCCCGGAGUUGCGAAGCAGCCUGAACCGGCGCUGAGAUCGUUCAAGGAAAUACGGUCUACCAUUGACGAACUGUGCAACAAGGCCCGUGAUGAGAGUACCCCUGCUGAGCGUGAGAAGCACCUUCGUUGGGCGCUGGCUCUUCAACAGCAGCUUAGUGACUACAAUAGCGUAGAGAAAGAAGCAGAAGAAGCCAUGAUUUUGAUGAACGCCAAAAAGGCCGACAAGGAUACUGCCGAAGAGACUCUUUUCGACUUUUUCGUGCAGAUUCGGGCCCAGAUUGACGAGCAGUAG
Molecule: messenger RNA, 3258 nt
Organism: Aspergillus ruber CBS 135680
Lineage: Eukaryota; Fungi; Ascomycota; Eurotiomycetes; Eurotiales; Aspergillaceae
Exons: 6
Coding region: 1-3258 (1085 amino acids)
Source: RefSeq, a predicted model, not a curated record